Strongyloides ratti is the source of this 1758-nucleotide messenger RNA. Its product is annotated as U3 small nucleolar RNA-associated protein 6 homolog. Gene Ontology annotation, molecular function: snoRNA binding; protein binding. The coding region runs from base 1 to 1758 and encodes 585 amino acids. Gene Ontology annotation, cellular component: small-subunit processome; Pwp2p-containing subcomplex of 90S preribosome. The transcript has 3 exons. NCBI's taxonomy places the organism in Eukaryota, Metazoa, Nematoda, Chromadorea, Rhabditida, Strongyloididae. Gene Ontology annotation, biological process: maturation of SSU-rRNA from tricistronic rRNA transcript (SSU-rRNA, 5.8S rRNA, LSU-rRNA). The record is from RefSeq and is a predicted model, not a curated record.
AUGGCAGAAGUCGUUCAAACUCGACUUGAAGAAUUGCUUCCUGUUUUUGAAUUAUUAAAAUAUUGUAAAUUAGUUGAACCUGAAGAAUUGGCUAUACUAAUUAAUAGAUGUAAACGUUAUGAAUAUAGACUUCAAAAAACCAAAAAAGAAGCUGAUGAUUAUAUUUCAUACAUAGAAUUUCUUAAUGAAUUUAUAACAUUAAUUGGACUUCGUAGAAAAGCAGCGGCUUAUGAAUUUAAAAAGAAUGAAAUUGAAGGUCAAUUAAUAAAGAAAAUAAAUUUUGUUUAUAAUAAUUUGACUGAAAGAUUUAAAGGAGAUACAGAAUAUUUUUAUAAACAAAUAAGAUUUUUAAAGGAGAACAAAUUAUUUGGAGAAUUAAGCAAGACAUAUUCAAAAUUAUUAAGAUUUCAUGGUGACAAUGCUAAACAUCACAUUGAGGCUGGUGAAUGGGAAUUUUAUGAAAAUGGGAGUGUAGUAAAUGGAAGAAAUAUUUUUCAAAUUGCAGCAAGAAAGUUUCCAAAAAAUAUUGAUAUGUGGGAAGCAUUUUUUAAAUUAGAAGUUGAAUACGUCAAAAACAUUAUAAAAAGGAAGGAAUUUUUAUUAAAGAAGGAUAAGAAUGAUGAAAGUAUUUCCACAGAACAGAUUAUGGAAGCUGAAAGAGCAACUGAUGAGGUACUUCAAUUUAAACUAGCAGAGAUUGUUGUUGAAGAAGGGAUAAACAAUUUAGAGGAGGAAUUACCCAUUUCUGAAUUUGUUUUCAAAUGCUGGAUAUAUUUAUUUAAUAAACCUGAUGAAAUAACAAAGCCAAUACAACAAUUUGUUUAUAAUAAUUUAAAAGGAGAAUACCGUGUUAUUGCUGAUGAAAAAAUAAAUAAAUCUACUUCAUCAUUAUUAGAGUUAUUUGAUGAUGUUAUUGUAAAAAAUGACUCUGAAGCAAUGUGUCGAAUUUUUAUUAAAAUUGCAGACAAAGAUUUUGAAAAAGGUGAUGUAUAUGCUUUAUUAAAAAUUGGAGAUAUAUUGAAAUUUAUGUACACUAAAGGGUAUUGUAAAGCACAAGACUUUGUCAGUAUUGUUGAGGUUGCUGAACACCCUCAAUUACCUUUAGAGUUUGAAUGGACAAAUACUUUAGUUAAAGAUACAAUAAGACAUGUUCAAAAUUCAAAAUUAGUUUGGAAGAAAUUUUUAGAAGUUAUAGUCAAUGAAAUGGGUGAUAAAGACAUUGCCCAGCUGAAUGACGAAAUUAUACAAUAUUUUCAAAAAAUGGAUCUAUUUGAUUUUGAAGAUAUAUGUCGUGUCUACUAUGAUUUUCUUAUGAAAAUCUGCAAAGAAAACUUUGAUCAACAACUUAUUAAUUUUUCAAAAAAACUUAACUCAAAAUUAAGCGGCUAUUUUAAAUACUUUUAUAUUGAAUCUUUAGUUGAAGUCAAACCACUCUCUGAACUUGAAUGUAUCAUUAUUGAAAUGAUCAACGCAAAACCAAAUUCACCAGAAUUUUAUGUUAAAAUUGCUGAUUCAAUUUUUACAUCUUAUGGAAAAGAAUCAAUUUCUUUACUGGAAAAAAUUUAUACCAAUGGUAUAUUAGAACAUGGAAAAAUAUCAGAUGAUUUGUGGAUUGGUUACUUACGUUAUUGUUAUGAAUACAAACCACAAGAUGUUGCUACAAUAUAUAAUCGUGCUGUUGCGUCUCUUGAAUCAUGUUUCAUGCCUGUGUUUACAAGCAAAUGGACAAAGUUACAACAGGUUUAUAUGUCUGCUUAA